Messenger RNA from Mandrillus leucophaeus (drill), 2665 nucleotides. It is a transcript of the gene IRF8, whose product is annotated as interferon regulatory factor 8. Gene Ontology annotation, cellular component: nucleus. The record is from RefSeq and is a predicted model, not a curated record. Bases 16 to 1326 code for a protein of 436 amino acids. Gene Ontology annotation, biological process: regulation of transcription by RNA polymerase II; immune system process. Gene Ontology annotation, molecular function: DNA-binding transcription factor activity, RNA polymerase II-specific; RNA polymerase II cis-regulatory region sequence-specific DNA binding; protein binding. NCBI's taxonomy places the organism in Eukaryota, Metazoa, Chordata, Mammalia, Primates, Cercopithecidae. The transcript has 9 exons.
CAGCAUUGCCUUCUCAUGGCAGGUGUCCCGGAGUCCCUGAAUCUGAUGUGUGACCGAAAUGGUGGUCGGCGGCUUCGACAGUGGCUGAUCGAGCAGAUUGACAGUAGCAUGUAUCCAGGACUGAUUUGGGAGAAUGACGAGAAGAGCAUGUUCCGGAUCCCUUGGAAACACGCUGGCAAGCAAGAUUAUAAUCAGGAAGUGGAUGCCUCCAUUUUCAAGGCCUGGGCAGUUUUUAAAGGGAAGUUUAAAGAAGGGGACAAAGCUGAACCAGCCACUUGGAAGACGAGGUUACGCUGUGCUUUGAAUAAGAGCCCAGAUUUUGAGGAAGUGACGGACCGGUCCCAGCUGGACAUUUCCGAGCCAUACAAAGUUUACCGAAUUGUUCCUGAGGAAGAGCAAAAAUGCAAACUAGGCGUGGCAACUGCUGGCUGCGUGAAUGAAGUCACAGAGAUGGAGUGCGGUCGCUCUGAAAUCGACGAGCUGAUCAAGGAGCCUUCUGUGGACGAUUACAUGGGGAUGAUCAAAAGGAGCCCUUCCCCGCCGGAGGCCUGUCGGAGUCAGCUCCUUCCAGACUGGUGGGCGCAGCAGCCCAGCACAGGCGUGUCGCUGGUGACGGGGUACACCGCCUACGAUGCGCACCAUUCAGCGUUCUCCCAGAUGGUGAUCAGCUUCUACUAUGGGGGCAAGCUGGUGGGCCAGGCCACCACCACCUGCCCCGAGGGCUGCCGCCUGUCCCUGAGCCAGCCUGGGCUACCUGGCACCAAGCUGUAUGGGCCCGAGGGCCUGGAGCUGGUGCGCUUCCCACCGGCCGACGCCAUCCCCAGCGAGCGACAGAGGCAGGUGACGCGGAAGCUGUUCGGGCACCUGGAGCGCGGGGUGCUGCUGCACAGCAGCCGGCAGGGCGUGUUCGUCAAGCGGCUGUGCCAGGGCCGCGUGUUCUGCAGCGGCAACGCCGUGGUGUGCAAGGGCAGGCCCAACAAGCUGGAGCGCGACGAGGUGGUCCAGGUCUUCGACACCAGCCAGUUCUUCCGAGAGCUGCAGCAGUUUUAUAACAGCCAGGGCCGGCUUCCCGACGGCAGGGUGGUGCUGUGCUUUGGGGAAGAGUUUCCGGAUAUGGCCCCCUUGCGCUCCAAACUCAUUCUCGUGCAGAUUGAGCAGCUCUAUGUCCGGCAGCUGGCAGAAGAGGCUGGGAAGAGCUGUGGAGCCGGCUCCGUGAUGCAGACCCCCGAGGAGCCGCCGCCAGACCAGGUCUUCCGGAUGUUUCCAGAUAUUUGUGCCUCACACCAGAGACCGUUUUUCAGAGAAAACCAACAGAUCACUGUCUAAGUGUGUCGCUUGGGCGCCCCACCCCGGCUGCGUCCUGCAUCCAUCUCCCUAUUGCAGUGGCCUGCAUCAUGAUUAAAGGAUGUGGAUCCCCCUGUCUGGGGUGGGAUGCCUUACUUUGCACUUAACUUAGUGAGGGCAUUCUCGGAGGAGUAGACGUUUAAUACAAAGUGGCGGCAUAGCCCUGCUGAGAUGUCAGUGGUGGCCUGGAUGCUGUAACCCCAACGUGUGGCUAAACAUUUUAUUUUCUACAUUUUUCCCUUCAUUAUCAUUAGUUGCUGUGAUUCUUUCUGCAUUUUUGGUUAACUAUCAUUUCCAAAGACUUGUCAUUCAGUAAUAUUAGCAGAUAGCUGCUUCGAAUAAAGGAAUUUGGAGUUUAAAAAUCAACUCGUGAAAACAAGGUUGUUUUUGUCUUUAUCUUUUGUUAGAAUUAUAGAUUUAUGAUUUCAUAGGCUUGAUUCUAUAUGAAAUAUCUUUUUACUUUUAUGCAUUUUAAUAAGAUUUAAAAAUUUUUAGAUACAAACCCCCCUUUAAUGAGUGCAAGAAAAACUCUUGACUUGUUAGAAGAAAGUAUAUUCUUUCUAGAAUUCGGUGCAGGAAUAUGUCUUCAUAUCCAGGCAAACGGGUAUAUUUUUAUAUUCAGACAAUCCUUCUCCUCUGGGGCUUUGUUGCCAGGAAGAUUAGAACUAAAUUUAUUUUUUUUUCAUUUCUGUAAUGAAAUCAUCCCAGAUAUCUCUUGUCUUCUUUCCAAAUGUUUUUCACAUAUGUUUAAAAUAUUUCUACUUUGAAUUGUCGGAUUUUCCAUGUCCUUCUUUCUCCUUUGUGCCCAGCCUGAGUCAGCACCAUCCCACAUUCAGAAUCUCCCAGUGAAAGGGCAGGAAGGGGCCUCACCUGUCAGCCUUCAUUUUGAGAAGGUGGAAGGUGUUGGGGUUUGGGAGACAGCUCAUCCGAUCUCCCAAGUCUCAUGUGACAUGGUGGAUUUGUGACCGUGAGAGUUUCCGGUUUAAAAUAUGAAAAACCAGUUUCCUUUUCCCCACGCCAUGCCUGUGGAGGUGACAGUCAGACCCAGAGGUCCUUUAGAUGUGGAUGAGCUCACAGGUGAAUCGAGGAGAAGACCAGGGGACGUGCCUUUUCCGUUUUGUCCAACAAAGCAUUAUAUUUUUAAGAAUGCCAGACCUGUUUGCUGAAGUGUUCGUAAGAUAACAAUAGGCUUGAAUCUCCAAUUCAAAUGAAUGUCAAAGCACAUAUCUUUAAUAUGCUGAAUGAAUAUUUAUUUUUGUACCCAUUUACAGUAUAUUGAUCUCUUUUAUUCUUUGUUAAAAUAAAAUGCUCUUUUUUAAAA